CACUGAUUAUAAUAUAACGCAGGAGUCGUGACAUCCAGUCCGACAGGUGGCGGUGAUGUUAUUCACCUUAACAACGGCGUGUUUACAAAAGAGGAAGAAAUACAGUCAUAACAUUAGCCUGAAGCAGCUUCACACUACUGAAGAUGUUCUUCAGUCCCACAUCUAGUUGAUGUUUACGUCUUCGUCUGAGUAGCGUUUAAAAAAGACGUAGUGAGACUUUUAGCCUGCCAUACCAGUGCAGUCACCCAUCAUGACUGCCUUGGGCUUUACUCCUGCCAGAGAGCAGGAUAUUUUCAAGAUCGAAGGAGGAGAACAGUCCAGCUCUCAAACAAGCAGCAUACUCAGCGGGGUGGAGGCUAGAAAGUUCUACGAAAAUCUAAUGAAAGAUGAUAAAGGACCAGAUGUAGUUGGCAAGACACAUAAUGGGAGAGAUCAGCAGAUUAGACUGAGGAAUAAAGAGUCUAAUAGAAGAGCGAGGAGGAGAGUCAGGGCUGCAGAGAUGCAGCGGGUUCAAGCCGAUUCUGUGGUGGAAAGAAGAGUUAGUGGUGAAAGUAACCAAAGCGGAGAGACGACAGCAGGAGAGACAAGUAACUCAGAAAGGUGUGUGGAGCUCCGGGGACUCAGGUUGCUGCGCUGUGCCCAUGAGGGGGACCUCUCUGGCCUCAGAGAGCUCCUUUCAAAGGGGGUCGACAUCAACUUCCAGGAUACUUUUUUCUGGACGGCUGUGAUGUGUGCAUGCUGGUCAGGACAAAGAGCUGCUGUGAGGCUGCUUCUGCAACACGGAGCAGCCUGGGUGGGAGUGGUUGACACACAGGGGAGGGAUGCCAAAGAUCUGGCAGUGGAAGCGGGUCACAGUGGAGUGUUGGAAGAGUUGGAGAGCCAUGGGAGAAGUCCACAGACAGAGAGACAAACUGAUAGCAGUACCCUCCAGAAUCAGUGGUGUGAUGUGUGUUGUAGCGAGUACAGCGGCAGCCUGUCAUCACAUCUUUCCUCCACUCUGCAUCAGUUCAGUCUGCGGCGUCCACCACCGACCCCCUACUACUGUCUCCCCGCCUCCUCCAACAGCUACAAGAUGAUGGUUCGUUGUGGUUGGAGACCAGGGACAGGGCUGGGUCCAGAGGGAGAGGGGCCUCAACAACCAGUGGCAACUGUGCUGAAGAGAGACCAGAAAGGCCUCGGGUAUGGACAGCUGAAAAGAGCCAAAGUUACUCACUUCCAAGCUAGGGAUCGUGACGCAGUGAAACCACCAUCCAAGGAGAAAGAAGAGACGAGAGGAAAAGGGAAGAGGAAGGAAGGAAUUAGGAGAAAAGAACAAAAGGAUAAGAACUGGGAAAGAGAUUUCCGUGCCUCUUUUUAUCUUUGACACCUGCUCACAGUGAUUUUAGAGAAGAAUCUCUAAAACAUUAGAGAACUCUGCUAUUAAGACAAGUUGUUCCUGUUUUGUAUUUAAAGCAGCGAAAGUGUUUGUGAAGCUACAGUGAAGCAUUUUCUCAUGGAGCAUAAUGACAAUACCAUGACUCUACCUCAAAGCUGAUACUUUGUCCAUUUAUGGAAUCAGCUGUGUCUCUGCCGACAGGUUAUGCAAUGGACAAAUGUGGCAAUGAUUCGUUUCAUCUUUGAUCGAUCCUAAUUGUGUUUACUCUAUGUGAGCAAACACACAGUGUGUUUACUGUUGACCCACUUAGACUGUUUCAAAGGGUUAUAUGAAUGGAUUUUAUUUGCAUUUAUUAAAGAAUACAUCACCCUUAAACAGUCAAACAAAGAUUGUUCAUGAUCAAGCAUGUUUUUUAUGUCAAAAAGCUACACUGAUACCAUUUAUAUUGUAAUAAAAUAU
This is a messenger RNA of Thunnus maccoyii (southern bluefin tuna), 1834 nucleotides long. RefSeq names its product G patch domain and ankyrin repeats 1 (gene gpank1). Gene Ontology annotation, molecular function: nucleic acid binding; protein binding. Lineage: Eukaryota; Metazoa; Chordata; Actinopteri; Scombriformes; Scombridae. The coding region runs from base 251 to 1363 and encodes 370 amino acids. The transcript is spliced from 5 exons. The record is from RefSeq and is a predicted model, not a curated record.